Messenger RNA from Suillus clintonianus, 924 nucleotides. RefSeq lists its product as uncharacterized. The transcript is spliced from 3 exons. NCBI's taxonomy places the organism in Eukaryota, Fungi, Basidiomycota, Agaricomycetes, Boletales, Suillaceae. The record is from RefSeq and is a predicted model, not a curated record. Bases 1 to 924 code for a protein of 307 amino acids.
AUGUCCGACGAAUACAGGGGGAGUGGACGAGUGGACGAGCAGACGAGUGGACGAGCAGACGAGUGGACGAGCAGACGAGUGGACGAGCAGACGAGUGGACGAGUGGAUGAGCGGACGAGUGGACGAGCAGACGAGUGGAUGAGCAGACGAGUGGACGAGCAGACGAGUGGACGAGCAGACGAGUGGACGAGCAGACGAGUGGACGAGCAGACGAGUGGACGAGCAGACAAGCGGAUGAGUGGACAAGCGGACGACAUGAGUGGGAUCCGACGAAUAGGACGUCCGACGAAAAGGAGAUCCGAGCGUACUCCGUUCACCCCCGACAUCAUCAUCAGCAUACACAACAAACUCAACCUCGAGGAUCCUAAGGAUGCUGCUAUAUUCGCCUGCAUAACGACUUCGUUCUACUCAAUAGCUCGGCUAGGAGAGUUCACGGUCUCAGCGGUCAAGGACUUCGAUUCACACAGACACGUCACCCGAGGAGAUGUAUCAGAAGGAACAGACAGGAACGGCUUAGCCAUAACCAAAUUCCACAUCCCAUCCACGAAAUCUUCCCCAAAGGAAGGAGAAGACGCUUAUUGGGCAGAACAGCAGGGACUGUCAGACCCAAAAGCGGCGCUAGAGAACCAUUUCCACAUCAAUCAAGGAGAGAAGUCAGAUCACCUUUCGGUUGGAGACCCGCAGGGAAAGGCAUACGCGCUUUGUCCAAAACCGAGCUCAUCAAGCGCAUAUCCAGUAUUUCAGCCGUAUCAAGUCUCCCCAACCUCAAAGGCCAUAGCAUCCACAUUGGCGUCAAGUCAAUGGGACGCUGGUCCAGUGACGCAUUCACGCGCUACCUACGAGAACACGCCAGAAUCCUUGCGCCAUACAUCCAAGCGAACCCCUCCCUCGAGACGUUCACCCGCAUCACGAUGCCCCCAGUGA